Molecule: messenger RNA, 1965 nt
Organism: Lichtheimia ornata
Lineage: Eukaryota; Fungi; Mucoromycota; Mucoromycetes; Mucorales; Lichtheimiaceae
Exons: 2
Coding region: 1-1965 (654 amino acids)
Molecular function (GO): protein binding
Source: RefSeq, a predicted model, not a curated record
AUGAACCCAACCAGCAAUCCAAACAAUCCUCCUUUCCCAGCAAUCUCUUCUUCUCUUCAACAGAGAGACACAACCAUUUCAACCGCAACAAAAGAGAUCACCCAACUGACAUGUCAAUUGAUGGAGAACCUCAAUCGGCGUUCGACGGCAUUAGCGAAUGGAGCCAACUUUGAUCUUGCUUUGCGCGAUGCAGCCGUUAUGAGGGUUAUCAUCCCAACAUCGUCUCUUGGAUACCUGAAAGCAGGCAACAUCUACCAGCAACGUGGACAGCACAAAGAAGCAGUAUCGAUGUAUGAGGAAGGCCUCUUGAAUGUACCAUCAGGCGAUCAAUGUUACACCAACCUCGAAAAGGGCCAUGCUGAUGCAGCCAAUGCAGCUUACAACAGCAUCGAUUUCAUCAGCCAGUUACCUUUGGAUAUUGUUGAGUCAAAGAUAUUGCCUUUGGUGUUUCACGACUACAAGCUGGAAGCAGAUACUCCUUGUCCUUAUCUUUAUGUAUCACGCACAUGGCGACAACGUAUCCAGCAAUGCAACAACUUGAGCUUCCAUAUCAAUCGAUUACCAAUCGACCAGCCAUUCCAAUUCCGUGAGCUGGAAAGGUUUUCAGCACAUGUGAAAACAUUGUCCAUGGCAGCAGGGAGACAGGUUACAUUUUCAGCCUUCAAUGGAUGCGACUUUUCCAAUCUCACCAGCCUGUCAAUGAUAUCGCACGGGAGUGAAGAAGCCGACAUUAUACAUGCUCUUGAAUCUGUGCAACCAACGCUGACUCACCUGGUGCUGUAUACGGUGAAUGAAAACACACCUCGAAUCCAUUUGCGUGGCGUUUUGGAACUUUGUCCCAAUCUUGUGUCUUUGAAGCUUACGACUUUGACUCUGCAUCCUCUCUCAGUGCAAUACCCAAAGUUAACGCACCUCACUUUGAGCGCUGACAUUGUUACGAAUUCUCAUGAAAUGGUUAUCAACAUCCUCUCUCAUCUUCCAUCACUCGUGUACUUGGAUAUCUUUUAUGUUCCAGAUUCGCAAUUUCUUACCAGCGUUUGUCAAUAUUGCCCCAACAUGAAGUUAUUGAAAUGUGGCCCUUCCCACGUUUUCAAUGAGGACAACGAUGAUCGGGAUGUUGACGGCUUGCAAAAGCUAUUUUUUGGAUAUCACGACGUCUACAGGAUGCACAAUGCCGAUGCCCUCAUUCGACUGUUACAUGACAACCAUCAGUCUCUCAACCACGUCGUAUUGACAGGAAAAGUAUUUGCUGCUGAAAGCAUUACAUUGGAUGAAAAAAGCUGGGACGCAUCAUUGAAUUUCAAUUGUUUGGAGGAAUUUGAGGUCGAUGCUCUCAAUGAUCAACUUGCUCUGCUCGCCAUGUCUAUCAUACGUCGAUCACCACAUCUUCAUCGCGUCACGAUCGGCAAUCAUACAGCCAACCAACAUUACAUAUCCAAUGCAGUGAAAGGAUUGACGAGCUUGCAAAUGCUUUCAGCAAUACAACUGACAAGGGCUUCACAAUGGCUUUCCAAUAUUCUUGAACACCACGUACAGCUUGGCAAGGAUUCAACCUUAAAGGAGCUAAAGAUCGACAUGGAUUACAAUGAUGAAUCGACGUUUAAUUGGAUGCAUGCUAUUGGCGGAUUGAAAACCUUGCAAAGACUUGUCAUAUCAACACCUGCCAUCGAUGCACCUUCGGACUAUGUAUCUGCCAUGGCAACGAUCAAGGGAUGCCCAUCUCUUUCGUACCUUGAUUUAUACUAUGGUCGUUAUCCAGCACCUGCAGAAACCAUUGCCCUCCUAAAGCGUCAUCCUACGCUCCAAUGUCUCCAUAUCCGUGCCUCCUCAAUCGCUGACAGAGACAUUAUCAAUCUUGUAUCAUUCCCCAACCUCCAACAUAUCAUCAUCAAUGCAGGAGUCGACCAUUCUCUUAUUAGGUUGUUACAAGAGCACAUUCAAAAGGUGGAACAUAGACUACCUUAG